GAGGUGCAGUGUGUGCAGCUGUGCGACCCCGCGCCGGGCGAGAUCUGCCCGACCGAGUCUCGGACGAUUAUAUAAGCAGCCUCGGUGAUUAUCCAGAACUGGGCUACCGACACUCGGUUGUUGAAAGACGAGCCUGAAAGUUUUCCUGCUCAGGGAACAUGGAAAAACUGAGACUCAGAGAAGGCUAGUGAUCUCCGGGCUACUGGAUUGGCAGAAAGGAUUCCUCCUUGUCCGCCAGCAUCCGAUGGCAUGGGGACAGGGCUGCAGGGCCCGAGGAUGCUGCAGACUCUUCAGAUCAUGCUGACAUGGAGCCAGGUAGACUGAAAUUACCAUGUGUCCAAAUUAAAAUUGCAUACUUCAAGGAUUAUCUGAAGGACUAUUCUUAGAUCCUUUUAAGAAGAUUUAAAGAAAACUCCAGACUUCUUGGCCCUGAGUGUGGUGAGGACCCAGUUGGUGGAUGUGGAAGAGCGCGGGCUGGAGGCCAUGGACGUGAAGGAAAGGAAGCCUUACCGCUCGCUGACACGGCGCCGCGACACCGAGCGCCGCUACACCAGCUCGUCUGCUGACAGCGAGGAGGGCAAAGCACCUCAGAAGUCCUACAGUUCCAGUGAGACCCUGAAGGCCUAUGACCAGGAUGCCCGCCUGGCCUACGGCAGCCGCGUCAAGGACAUGGUGCCGCAGGAGGCCGAGGAGUUCUGCCGUGCAGGAGCCAACUUCAGCCUGCGGGAGCUGGGGCUGGGUGAGGUGACGCCGCCCCACGGAACCCUCUACCGCCCGGACGUGGGGCUGCCCCACUGCGGAUACUCCCUGGGCGCCGGCUCCGACGCAGACCUGGAGGCUGAGCCCGUGCUGUCGCCCGAGCACCCUGUGCGGCUGUGGGGCCGGAGCACUCGGUCGGGGCGCAGCUCCUGCCUGUCCAGCCGGGCCAACUCCAACCUCACCCUCACCGACACGGAACACGAGAACACCGAGACCGGUGCGCCCGUGCAUUGUUCGUCCGCUUCGUCAACCCCCAUUGAGCAGUCCCCCUCCCCGCCCCCCUCCCCUCCGGCCAAUGAGAGCCAGAGGCGGUUGCUAGGCAACGGUGUGGCCCCGCCAACCCCGGACUCAGACUCUGAGGAAGAGUUUGUCCCUAAUUCAUUCUUAGUUAAAAGUGGCUCCGCCAGCCUGGGGGUCGCAGCGAACGAUCACCCAGGCCUGCAGAACCACCCCCGGCUCCGGACACCACCGCCCCCACUUUCCCACGCCCACACCCCCAGCCAGCACCACGCAGCCUCCGUCAGCUCCUUGAACCGGGGCAACUUCACUCCACGGAGCAACCCCAGCCCAGCCCCCACGGACCACUCGCUCUCCGGAGAGCCCCCUGCCGGCAGCGCCCCGGAGCCCGCACAUGCCCAGGACAACUGGCUGCUCAACAGCAACAUCCCACUGGAGACCAGAAACCUAGGCAAGCAGCCCUUCCUAGGGACAUUGCAGGACAACCUCAUUGAGAUGGACAUUCUCAGCGCCUCCCGCCAUGAUGGGGCUUACGGUGACGGGCACUUCCUCUUCAAGCCUGGAGGGACCUCCCCGCUUUUCUGUACCUCGUCUCCAGGAUACCCCCUGACGUCCAGCACCGUGUAUUCGCCUCCACCCCGGCCCUUGCCCCGCAGCACAUUUGCCCGACCGACCUUUAACCUCAAGAAGCCCUCCAAGUACUGCAACUGGAAGUGCGCAGCUCUGAGUGCCAUCGUCAUCUCGGCCACACUCAUCAUCCUGCUAGCGUACUUUGUGGCCAUGCACCUGUUUGGCCUAAACUGGCACCUGCAGCCGAUGGAGGGGCAGAUGUAUGAGAUCACGGAGGACACAGCCAGCAGCUGGCCUGUGCCAACGGACGUCUCCUUGUAUCCCUCGGGGGGCACUGGCUUAGAGACCCCUGACAGGAAAGGCAAAGGAGCCGCAGAAGGAAAGCCCAGUAGUUUCUUUCCAGAGGACAGUUUUAUAGACUCUGGAGAAAUCGACGUGGGGAGACGGGCUUCGCAGAAGAUUCCGCCUGGCACCUUCUGGAGAUCGCAGGUGUUUAUAGACCACCCUGUGCAUCUGAAGUUCAACGUGUCUCUGGGAAAGGCAGCCCUGGUUGGCAUUUACGGCAGAAAAGGCUUCCCUCCUUCACACACUCAGUUUGACUUCGUGGAGCUGCUAGAUGGAAGGAGGCUCCUGACCCAGGAGGCGCGGGGCCUGGAAGGAUCCCAGCGCCAGCCCCGGGGUGGCACGCCCCCGUCCAGCCACGAGACCGGUUUUAUCCAGUAUCUGGAUUCGGGCAUCUGGCACCUGGCCUUUUACAAUGAUGGGAAGGAGUCUGAGGUGGUUUCUUUUCUCACCACUGCCAUUGAAUCGGUGGAUAACUGCCCCAGCAAUUGCUAUGGCAACGGUGACUGCAUCUCGGGUACCUGCCACUGCUUCCUGGGCUUCCUGGGCCCCGACUGCGGCAGAGCCUCCUGCCCUGUGCUCUGCAGUGGGAACGGCCAGUACCUGAAGGGCAGGUGCUUAUGCCACAGUGGCUGGAAGGGUGCGGAGUGCGACGUGCCCACCAACCAGUGCAUCGACGUGGCCUGCAGCAACCAUGGCACCUGUAUCAUGGGCACCUGCAUCUGCAACCCUGGCUACAAGGGCGAGAGCUGUGAGGAAGUGGACUGCAUGGACCCCACAUGUUCAGGCCGGGGUGUGUGUGUGAGAGGCGAGUGCCACUGCUCCGUAGGAUGGGGAGGCACCAACUGUGAGUCACCCCGGGCCACGUGCUUGGACCAGUGCUCAGGCCAUGGAACCUUUCUCGCGGACACCGGGCUUUGCAGCUGUGACCCAAGCUGGACCGGACACGACUGUUCUAUUGAGAUCUGCGCUGCGGACUGUGGCGGCCACGGUGUCUGCGUGGGAGGCACCUGUCGCUGCGAGGAUGGCUGGAUGGGGUCAGCGUGUGACCAGCGAGCCUGCCACCCGCGCUGUGCCGAGCACGGGACCUGCCGGGACGGCAAGUGCGAGUGCAGCGUGGGCUGGAACGGCGAGCACUGCACCAUUGAGGGCUGCCCUGGGUUGUGCAACGGUAACGGCAAGUGCACAUUGGACCUGAAUGGGUGGCAGUGCGUCUGCCACCUGGGCUGGAGAGGAGCUGGCUGUGACACUGCGAUGGAAACCGCCUGUGGAGACAGCAAAGACAAUGACGGAGAUGGCCUGGUGGACUGCAUGGACCCUGACUGCUGCCUGCAGCCCCUCUGUCACGUCAGCUCCUUGUGCCUGGGCUCCCCAGACCCUCUGGACAUCAUCCAGGAGACGAAGAGCCCCGUGUCCCAGCAGGGCCUGCACUCCUUCUAUGACCGCAUCAAGUUCCUCGUGGGCAGGGACAGCACGCACGUCGUCCCUGGGGAGAACCCCUUCGAUGGAGGGCAUGCGUGUGUCAUCCGUGGGCAAGUGAUGACGUCAGAUGGGACCCCUCUGGUCGGUGUGAACAUCAGCUUCGUCAACAACCCUCUCUUGGGAUACACAGUCAGCAGGCAAGAUGGCAGCUUCGACCUGGUCACAAAUGGGGGCAUCUCCAUCAUCCUGCGGUUCGAGCGGGCGCCUUUCAUCACACAGGAGCACACCCUCUGGCUGCCCUGGAGCCGCUUCUUUGUCAUGGAGACCAUCGUCAUGAGGCUCGAGGAGAAUGAGAUUCCCAGCUGUGACCUGAGCAACUUCGCUCGCCCCAACCCGGUCGUGUCUCCAUCCCCACUGACGUCCUUCGCCAGCUCCUGUGCAGAGAAAGGUCCUAUCGUGCCAGAAAUUCAGGCUCUGCAGGAGGAAAUUGCCAUCUCGGGCUGCAAGAUAAGGUUGAGCUACCUGAGCAGCCGCUCGCCAGGCUACAAGGCCGUCCUCCGGAUCAGCCUCACCCACCCUACCAUCCCCUUCAACCUCAUGAAGGUCCACCUCAUGGUGGCGGUGGAGGGCCGCCUCUUCCGGAAGUGGUUUGCUGCUGCCCCCGAACUGUCCUAUUAUUUCAUCUGGGACAAGACGGAUGUCUACAACCAGAAGGUGUUUGGGCUGUCCGAAGCCUUUGUUUCUGUGGGUUAUGAGUACGAGUCUUGUCCAGAUCUCAUUCUCUGGGAAAAAAGAACAGCGGUGCUGCAGGGCUACGAAAUCGACGCGUCCAAGCUUGGAGGCUGGAGCCUGGACAAGCAUCAUGCCCUGAACAUUCAGAGCGGUAUCUUGCACAAAGGGAAUGGGGAGAACCAGUUUGUGUCUCAGCAGCCACCCGUCAUUGGCAGCGUCAUGGGAAACGGGCGCCGGAGAAGCAUCUCGUGCCCCAGCUGCAAUGGCCUUGCCGAUGGCAACAAGCUCCUAGCCCCUGUGGCCCUCACCUGUGGCUCCGAUGGGAGCCUCUAUGUGGGUGACUUCAACUACAUCCGCAGGAUCUUCCCCUCAGGAAACGUCACCAACAUCCUGGAGCUGAGAAAUAAAGAUUUCAGACAUAGCCAUAGUCCAGCACAUAAAUACUACCUGACCACGGACCCCAUGAGUGGGGCCGUCUUCCUUUCUGAUACCAACAGCCGGCGGGUGUUUAAGAUCAAGUCCACCGUGGUGGUGAAGGACCUUGUCAAGAACUCUGAGGUAGUAGCAGGGACCGGCGACCAGUGCCUGCCCUUUGACGACGCUCGCUGUGGGGACGGCGGGAAGGCCACAGAAGCCACACUCACCAAUCCCAGGGGCAUCACCGUGGACAAGUUUGGGCUGAUUUACUUCGUGGAUGGAACCAUGAUCAGACGUGUCGAUCAGAAUGGAAUCAUCUCUACCCUGCUGGGCUCUAAUGACCUCACGUCAGCCCGGCCCCUCAGCUGCGAUUCUGUCAUGGAUAUUUCUCAGGUUCGCUUGGAGUGGCCCACAGACCUAGCCAUCAACCCAAUGGACAACUCUCUCUAUGUCCUGGACAACAACGUGGUGCUGCAAAUCUCUGAGAACCAUCAGGUGCGCAUUGUCGCAGGAAGGCCCAUGCACUGCCAGGUCCCCGGCAUCGACCACUUCCUGCUGAGCAAGGUGGCCAUCCAUGCCACUCUGGAGUCAGCCACUGCCCUGGCUGUCUCCCACAAUGGGGUCCUGUAUAUCGCUGAGACCGAUGAGAAGAAAAUCAACCGCAUCAGGCAGGUCACCACGAGUGGAGAGAUCUCGCUGGUUGCCGGGGCCCCCAGUGGCUGUGACUGUAAAAAUGAUGCCAACUGUGAUUGUUUCUCUGGCGAUGAUGGUUAUGCCAAGGAUGCAAAGCUGAAUACCCCUUCUUCCCUGGCUGUGUGUGCUGAUGGGGAGCUCUACGUGGCUGAUCUUGGGAACAUCCGAAUUCGGUUUAUCCGGAAGAACAAACCUUUCCUCAACACCCAGAACAUGUAUGAGCUGUCUUCACCCAUCGACCAGGAGCUGUACCUGUUCGACACCAGCGGCAAGCAUCUGUACACCCAAAGCCUGCCCACGGGAGACUACCUGUACAAUUUCACCUACACUGGGGACGGUGAUGUCACACUCAUCACAGACAACAACGGCAACAUGGUGAACGUCCGCCGAGAUUCCACAGGGAUGCCCCUCUGGUUGGUGGUGCCCGAUGGCCAGAUAUACUGGGUGACUAUGGGCACCAACAGUGCCCUUAGAAGUGUGACCACACAAGGACACGAGCUGGCCAUCAUGACCUACCAUGGCAGUUCUGGCCUUCUGGCAACCAAAAGCAAUGAAAAUGGAUGGACAACAUUUUAUGAGUAUGACAGUUUUGGUCGCCUGACAAACGUCACCUUCCCUACUGGCCAAGUGAGCAGUUUCCGAAGUGACACAGACAGCUCAGUUCAUGUCCAGGUAGAGACGUCCAGCAAGGAUGAUGUCACCAUAACCACCAACCUCUCGGCCUCCGGUGCCUUCUAUACUCUACUGCAAGACCAGGUCCGGAACAGCUACUAUAUCGGCGCCGAUGGCUCCUUGAGGCUACUGUUGGCCAACGGCAUGGAGGUGGCACUGCAGACCGAGCCGCACCUGUUGGCUGGCACAGUCAACCCCACCGUGGGCAAGAGGAAUGUCACACUGCCCAUCGACAAUGGCCUCAACCUGGUGGAGUGGCGGCAGCGAAAGGAGCAGGCCCGUGGCCAGGUCACUGUCUUUGGGCGCCGGCUGAGGGUUCACAACCGAAACCUCCUGUCUCUGGACUUUGACCGUGUAACUCGCACAGAGAAGAUCUAUGAUGACCAUCGUAAGUUCACCCUCCGGAUCCUCUAUGACCAGGCAGGAAGGCCCAGCCUCUGGUCACCCAGUAGUAGGCUGAAUGGUGUCAAUGUUACGUACUCCCCUGGGGGCCACAUCGCCGGCAUCCAGAGGGGCAUCAUGUCUGAGAGAAUGGAAUAUGACCAGGCUGGGCGCAUCACAUCCAGGAUCUUUGCUGAUGGGAAGACGUGGACCUACACAUACUUAGAGAAGUCCAUGGUGCUGCUUCUCCACAGCCAGAGGCAGUACAUCUUCGAGUUUGACAAGAACGACCGCCUCUCAUCCGUGACGAUGCCCAACGUGGCCCGGCAGACCCUGGAGACCAUCCGCUCUGUGGGCUACUACAGGAACAUUUACCAGCCCCCUGAGGGCAACGCUUCGGUCAUCCAGGACUUCAGUGAGGACGGCCACCUGCUCCACACCUUCUACCUGGGCACUGGCCGCAGGGUGAUUUACAAGUACGGCAAGCUGUCGAAGCUGGCAGAGAUGCUGUACGACACCACCAAGGUGAGCUUCACCUACGAUGAGACAGCAGGCAUGCUGAAGACUGUCAACCUGCAGAACGAAGGCUUCACCUGCACUAUCCGCUACCGCCAGAUCGGGCCCCUCAUUGACCGGCAGAUCUUCCGCUUCACCGAGGAAGGCAUGGUCAAUGCCCGUUUUGAUUAUAACUACGACAACAGUUUCCGGGUGACCAGCAUGCAGGCCGUGAUCAAUGAGACCCCACUCCCUAUUGAUCUCUAUCGCUAUGAUGACGUAUCUGGCAAGACUGAGCAGUUUGGGAAAUUUGGCGUCAUCUACUAUGACAUUAACCAGAUCAUUACCACGGCAGUCAUGACCCACACCAAGCACUUUGAUGCCUACGGCAGAAUGAAGGAGGUACAGUAUGAGAUUUUCCGCUCUCUUAUGUACUGGAUGACAGUCCAGUAUGACAACAUGGGGCGGGUAGUGAAAAAAGAGCUGAAGGUGGGGCCCUACGCCAACACCACCCGAUACUCCUACGAGUACGACGCUGACGGCCAGCUACAGAUGGUCUCCAUCAAUGACAAGCCCCUCUGGCGCUACAAUUAUGACCUCAAUGGGAACCUGCACUUGCUGAGCCCAGGGAACAGCGCGCGGCUCACCCCACUGCGCUAUGACAUCCGUGACCGCAUCACCAGGCUGGGCGACGUGCAGUACCGAGUGGAUGAGGAUGGCUUCCUGAGGCAGCGGGGUGGGGACAUGUUCGAGUACAACUCUGCCGGUCUGCUCAUCAGAGCCUAUAACCGGGCCGGAGGCUGGAGUGUCCGGUACCGCUACGAUGGCCUGGGGCGGCGGGUAUCGAGCAAGAGCAGCCACAGCCACCACUUACAGUUCUUCUAUGCAGAUCUGACCAACCCCACAAAGGUCACCCACCUCUAUAAUCACUCCAGCUCCGAGAUCACGUCCCUCUACUAUGACCUGCAAGGACACCUCUUCGCCAUGGAGCUGAGCAGUGGAGACGAGUUUUAUAUAGCUUGUGACAACAUUGGAACCCCGCUCGCAGUCUUCAGUGGAACAGGCUUGAUGAUCAAGCAGGUCCUGUACACGGCAUAUGGGGAGAUUUACAUGGACACCAACCCCAACUUCCAGAUCAUCAUCGGCUACCACGGCGGCCUCUACGACCCCCUCACCAAGCUCGUGCACAUGGGCCGGCGGGACUACGACGUGAUGGCUGGACGCUGGACCAGCCCGGACCACGAGCUGUGGAAGCGCCUCAGCAGCAACAGCAUCAUGCCCUUUAACCUCUACAUGUUUAAGAACAAUAACCCCAUCAGCAACUCUCAGGACAUCAAGUGCUUCAUGACAGAUGUAAACAGCUGGCUGCUCACCUUUGGAUUCCAGCUACACAACGUGAUCCCUGGCUACCCCAAGCCAGACACAGAUGCCACGGAGCCAUCCUAUGAGCUCACGCACACACAGAUGAAGACACAGGAGUGGGACAACAGCAAGUCUAUCCUUGGAGUACAAUGUGAAGUGCAGAAACAGCUCAAGGCCUUUGUCACCUUAGAACGCUUCGACCAGCUCUAUGGCUCCACAGUCACCAGCUGCCAGCAGGCCCCAGAGACAAGGAGGUUUGCAUCCAGUGGCUCAGUCUUUGGCAAAGGGGUCAAGUUUGCCUUGAAGGAUGGCCGAGUGACCACAGACAUCAUCAGCAUGGCCAACGAGGAUGGGCGGAGGAUUGCUGCCAUCCUGAACAAUGCCCACUACUUGGAGAACCUGCAUUUCACCAUCAAUGGGGUAGACACCCACUAUUUUGUGAAGCCAGGGCCUUCAGAGGGUGACCUGGCCAUACUGGGCCUCAGCGGGGGUCAGCGAACCCUGGAGAAUGGGGUCAAUGUGACAGUGUCACAGAUCAACACCAUGCUCAAUGGCAGGACUCGACGCUACACAGACAUCCAGCUCCAGUACAGGGCGCUGUGCUUGAACACCCGCUAUGGGACGACCCUGGAUGAGGAGAAGGCCCGGGUGCUGGAGUUGGCCCGGCAGAGAGCCGUGCGCCAGGCAUGGGUGCGGGAGCAGCAGAGACUGCAGGAAGGGGAGGAGGGGCUGCGGGCCUGGACAGAGGGCGAGAAGCAGCAGGUGCUGAGCACGGGGCGGGUGCAAGGCUACGACGGCUUCUUCGUGAUCUCCGUCGAGCAGUACCCAGAACUGUCAGACAGCGCCAACAACAUCCACUUCAUGAGACAGAGCGAGAUGGGCCGCAGGUGACAGAGCAGGCUGAGGCCUGAACUUCUUGCCAAAGACAGCUGCUCUUUUGUGGCCGCAUACCUGACCGUGUUGUACUUAAAAAACAAAAACAAAAAAACCUUUUUUAAUAAGUACAGCAAACAAAAAGAUACUGGUUGCAUUGUUAAUUCAUGCAACAUCCUUUUUUUUAAGAAAAGAAAAAUACAGAUUUGGCCUUCACACAUUUUUUGCAAAGAGCAGAAGGUAUUUUUUUUUUCUGUAGUGUGAUCACAAUGAAAACUUUAUUGUCUUUUGUUCCCUUCUUCCUUAUGGAGUUUUCCUUGUUGUUUGGGGUACUUUUCUCCUUGGGACACAGUUCCCUGGGAUGUGUCUUCAUCUGUCACUAGGUCCCCAGUGUGAGGCAAGACACACGUGUCUGUGCCGCCUCAUCUCGUGUGCCGCCCUUUCUCCUUUGGCUGGGGCAAGCAGGAGUGAGGGGCUGAGUGUGGCAGUCCUGGAGGACCCCAGGAGCGUGCCCGGCCCCCACAGACCAGCCCAGGAGCUGCUCGCUGCGCCCCAUCUCCGGAGGACCACAGAUGGCUCAUCUUGCUCUGGAAAUGUUUGUGAUGUCACACAGCACCUUUUCAGACUGCCCCAAACUCCUGUCCGUGCUUUAUAUUUUGAUGCUAAAUGAAACCCCUCCUCCCUUUUGCAAAUCGUGUGUAGUUGUCGGUGCCACCCCCAUUCUGGGAUAGAGGAAUUGUCCCCUCAUCCUUUCCCCAGUCUGGGGACACAACAUCCUGGAGCUAUGAGCCCCACCCUCGCCACGAGGGGAAAAGCACCCAGGAUGUCUGUGAUUGGUUGAUCCUCCCUAAUGUCCCUUACUCACCUCCUCCUCUCUCCCAAAGCCAGAUGUGAGAACCAGCAGUGCACAGCAAGCCCUCCGUGCGGGCAUCCAGUCCAGGGAAGGGAAGGACACCCCUCCCUGUGACUUCGGGUCCCUUCCCUCCACUGCUUAGCUGCCACCACUAGGAAACAGGAUAGUGAGAGGUACUUGGUGGCCUUUGAUCCUGGGAAGAUACGAAGUAAGAAAGCCAAACAGCGGCAUCAGCAAAGGCCCAAGCCAAGCACCUUUCUAACCAGCUCCUGAAGCUGCCUGUGCCUCCUCAUACAGGCAAGUCCCAGACCUGGGUACAGUAGCCUGGGCCUUCAGGAAACCCCUUCUGUGAACCUCCUCUAGAAAACAGCUCCCCUCUAGAGAAGCCCAAUCAGGGUUUUGUUUCGUUUUGUUUUGAGAAAGAACAAGGAGCUACUUUUCUGUGGCCUUUCAACUCCACCGCCACUGGGGCCAGGCCUGUGGCCCAUACCUGUGGACCAGGAAGGCCAGGCCAGCAUUGCUCCUAGGAAGACCUGUGUGUGCCCCAUCAAGAAGAGGCUGGGGACCCUUAGAGGAGGGAUGGGGGGGGCAGCCAGGAGACGGGGAAGCAAGGAGGGCAGAGGGGCAGCAGCGCUAGCUGGGAGCUCCUUGUUGGAGGUUCUUGUCCCUGGUCCAUCCGCCUAAUUAUCAUUGUUACUGCCACUCACAGGAGGCUCUGGGAGACAGGAGGGGCAGCCACUGGAGCUAGGCUCCUGGGAAAGUGGGACUUCAUGGGCUCCAUUUACAUUAAGUGUGGAAAAUGAAUUUUGAGUCUGAGCUGUUCCCCGUGGAAACCUUGUUGGACUGCUAAGCUCACGACACCUUUGUAGCCUUACUCACGGAGUCUUCAGAAUGUGACACAAGCUAACAAAACCAAGAAGGUCUCUUACUGCAUGAGAAUCCGAGCAACGUGUAGUCAGGUCUGCCUGGCAGAGGGACAUAUCCAGAGCCCUGGGGAGGGGAGAUCUUGCCUUACCGCAUCAUUAGAGGAUGUGUUUUGCUAAGUGCUCUUCCUGUUUCCAAAAAAAGUCAUGCUGCCUCGCCAGUGUGCUGUGGCCUGUUUGUCCUCUGGCUCCUGUGGCUGGUGUGCUGUGGCCUGUUUGUCCUCUGGCUCCUAUGGCUGGUGUGCAGUGGCCUGUUUGUCAUCUGGUCACCUGUGGCUGGUAUGCUGUGGCCUGUCUGUCCUCUUGCACCCAUGGCUUCUGGUUCCAGACCUCUGCUGAGUCAGACACACUGCUCCUUGGGCCCACUGCACGUGUCAUGUGCUGCUUUCUUGGACGGAACGGAAAAUAGUUUGGCCUGAAGAACACAAGUUAGGUUGGUUUGUUUGUUUGUUUUUUAAUCCAAAAGAAAUGUAUGCCCCUCGAAAUAGCACUCUUGCUGCGAAGGUCCUUGGGCAAACUCUCCCCCCUGUUGUCCUACUUGGUCAGUCCUGGUUUGGCUGUCUAUGUCAGCUGGGGACAUCUACUUGGAAGUCAGAGAUGCCAUGGGGUCAAGGACCCAUCUCCCUAUACCUGCCACUCUCUGUCCCUCCUCCCACAGCUCCCCAAAAGAAUACAGUGGACUAAUUUAAGGAUCAAAAGCACAGCAUUAUUAGGUGUUCCUUUAUUUAAAGGAAUGGUCCCACAUCAAUUUUUCCUGGGCUGCGUGCCCAGCUUCUGCAGCCCCAAGCUUUAUCAAGGAACCGUGGGGCGGGCCGUAAGCACCCUGUGCCAUCCUUCCACACUGUGCUGUCCUGUGGAGCAGAGGCCAUGGCCUUGGCCCUCUGAAGCUGUUUCCCAUUCAGGCUGGCAAGUGACCCAGGACAUGCCCUCUCAUCUGUCCCCUGCAGAGACCAGCAGUGCCCAUCUUACAGCAUGGUGAGACCAAAGGCGCAGGCCAGAGUUCUCUGUGUCUUCUUAGUGUGUGCUCCCAUCCUCGAUGGCUCCUGCCCUCUGGCACUAAUCAGUCAGCAGCCUUGCCAGUCGGCGCAGUGGCCAGACCCCAGGUGGCUGCUUUUGCAAAAAGUUGGCUUCAGACCCGCGAAGACUUAUUUUAGCAAAGCUCCUGCCUUCUCUGCUCCCCACCACCGCUGCCCGUCGGCCACUCUGCCUCACCCUUAAUAUGACCUUGUUGAUGCCCUGGCUUCAUUUUCUUUUUGAGGCUGCUCUAGCCCUGUCUACUCUGAGAGCCUGCAAGCACCAGGUCCCAAUGUUGUCUUUCACAUGAUAAGAUUUCCUUUUACCCAACCUCUGGACAGACAUUGUUAGAAGACAGGAUGAUAACGAUGGGAGGGACCGGGGACUCCAUGGAAGUGACAGUCUCUGAUGCUGGCUUCACAACUGCUGGCUGAGAAGCCAGCCAGGGUCCACGCAGGGCCCAACUUCUGCUUAGGGUGGAGGCCAAAGGUGGCCAGAUGUGCUUCCAGGCAGCCAGGUUGGGUGGGUGGGUGGAGGAAAGGAGGGC
Messenger RNA from Octodon degus (degu), 12292 nucleotides. It is a transcript of the gene Tenm4, whose product is annotated as teneurin transmembrane protein 4. The transcript is spliced from 34 exons. The coding region runs from base 484 to 8973 and encodes 2829 amino acids. Gene Ontology annotation, molecular function: protein heterodimerization activity; protein homodimerization activity; cell adhesion molecule binding. Gene Ontology annotation, biological process: neuron development; heterophilic cell-cell adhesion; signal transduction. The record is from RefSeq and is a predicted model, not a curated record. Gene Ontology annotation, cellular component: neuron projection; membrane. NCBI's taxonomy places the organism in Eukaryota, Metazoa, Chordata, Mammalia, Rodentia, Octodontidae.